Molecule: messenger RNA, 15350 nt
Organism: Fundulus heteroclitus (mummichog)
Lineage: Eukaryota; Metazoa; Chordata; Actinopteri; Cyprinodontiformes; Fundulidae
Gene: fat3a
Product: FAT atypical cadherin 3a
Exons: 31
Coding region: 513-14477 (4654 amino acids)
Biological process (GO): homophilic cell-cell adhesion
Cellular component (GO): plasma membrane
Molecular function (GO): calcium ion binding
Source: RefSeq, a predicted model, not a curated record
CCCUCCAAUGAGAAGCAGCAGCCGUGGAGCAGGGACGCCUAGACGGGCUCCUGCAGACGUUUCACAGCAGCACCGUCCAUAGUGCGGACGGCCCCGAGUCCUGCGGACGACUUCAUCGUGCUUUUCGGAUGCAUGCUGGGGUGGAUUCGAUAAAGGGAGCCGAAGACCCAGCUCCAAGCCGACAGCAGAAUAAGAGGUGUGCAUCCGCAUCCAGCGCGAAAACGAGAAGAAGCCUAUUGUCGGCGAUCAAGUAGUAGACGUGAGCCUUGGAGCAUCCUCUGCUGGCUAAUACAACAGGCUUGUUCUAUUCUGCAGCUGUGUGGGACACAUACUGAUAAAUGGUGUGGAGGAAGGCCACAGUUAAAGGGUAGCGGGAUACAAGGCUCCCGAUUCAGCGGCUUCGGAACAAACCAGAGUCCGACUGGAACCACUCGGACCGGGCUUUUUCUUAAACACUCACAUCAGGCUACUGGAGACAAACAGGAUGGCAGUAUAAUGGGAUAAAAUUAAAAAUGGGUCAAUGGGUAGGUGUGCAAGUUCCUCUCCUCGGCCUGACUCUCCAGCUUUUAUUACUGAUAUUCCAGCUAUCAGCCGGCCACGACGAGAACAUCAAUGAAACUCCCCAGGAUGUACUCAACUUCAACUUCACACGUACUGUCUACCACGCAACAGUUUAUGAAAACUCAGCAGCACGAACCUAUACCAACAGUAAAGUUAAAAUGGGCAUACACCUUUCCAAAAUGUCCUGGGAAAUUCGCUACAGAAUUACUUCUGGGGAUGAUGAAGGGCUUUUCAAAGCAGAAGAUUAUGUACUGGGGGACUUCUGUUUCUUGCGCAUAAGGACCAAAGGGGGCAAUGCAGCCAUCUUAAACCGAGAGAUUCAAGAUAAUUAUGUAUUGACAGUGAAAGCCUAUGUUAAGGGAGAGACUGUUCUUGAGACCUGGACUAAAGUCAGCAUCCAAGUGUUAGAUAUGAAUGACCUCCGGCCCCUGUUUUCACCUACCACAUACUCUGUGACCAUAGCAGAGAGCACUCCUCUCAGAACUAGCAUAGCGCAGGUUACUGCAACUGAUGCAGAUAUUGGCUCCAAUGGAGAGUUUUACUUCUUUUUCAAGGACAAAAUUGAACUGUUUGCAGUACACCCAACCAGUGGAGUGGUUUAUCUUAGUGGAAAGGUUAAUGUUGAUGAACAGGAUCGGUAUGACUUAGAAAUUAUGGCGGUUGAUCGUGGCAUGAAGCUGUAUGGAAACAAUGGAGUUAGCAGCACAGCUAAGCUUUUUGUCCAUAUUGAGCGUGUGAAUGAGCAUGCUCCAGUUAUGAAUAUAGUCAACCUAAGCGGCUCCAGGUUAGAUAAGAAUAGUGUAUAUGCCAUAAUCAUUGUUGAAGACCUUGAUGAAGGCUUAAACGGCAAAAUUGAUUCAGUCCUUAUUAUGGAUGGUGACCCUUCAAGACAGUUUUAUAUAGAAAAACAUGAAGAAGAGGAAUUCGUCAUUAAAUCCACUAAAAUAAUAUAUGGUGAAACUUUCCCAUAUGGUUGUAACUUAACCCUGCAGGCAAAAGACAAAGGAAUUCCUCCCCAGUUCUCUGCUCCACAGGUUCUACAGAUAACAUUUUCCAAACAGCAGACAACAGAAGCUAAAUUUGAGCAGGAGUUCUAUGUUGUUAGUCUUAAUGAAAUUUCACCACCUGGUACAAUUGUGGGUUUUUUUAAGAUCAGGCCAGAACCUGAUGAUGCAGAGUAUAUUCUGACACCUUCUGCAGAUUCAAGUUUUUUCAAAAUCAAUACCUUAACUGGUGCAAUUUCCACCUCUUGCUGGUUUACUCAUGUAUCCAAGGAUAUCUUUAUUCUUGAGGUAUUGGAAGUAGACAGUAAUCUCAGAGCUAAAGUGCAGAUAACCAUUGAAGAUGCUAAUGAUAAUACACCUGAAUUUUCCCAGUCCUCCUAUGAGGUUUUUGUAAAUGAAAGUGUACCAGUUGGGACCAACAUAUUAACAGUUUCGGCAGUUGAUGAAGAUAAGGGUGAAAAUGGAUACAUUACAUACAGUAUUCACUGCUUUCAACAAAUACCCUUUGAAAUUAACCAAUUCUCUGGUGUUAUAAGUAGUAAUACAAAUUUUGAUUUUGAAGCUUCACCAGAGGUAUUUGUGUUUGUUGUCAGAGCUUCUGACUGGGGUUCACCUUACAGACGAGAGAGUGAAGUCACUGUAACUAUCCACUUACAAAAUGUAAACGAUAAUAAGCCAUUGUUUGAGAAGGUAGCAUGCAAAGGGGAGAUUUCUGUGGAUUUCCCAGUAGAUGAAAUAAUAACCACAAUGUCUGCCAUUGAUAUAGAUGAGUUAGACUUGGUAAAAUACAAGAUUAUUUCAGGAAAUGAACUGGGGCUGUUUGACCUCAAUCCUGAUUCAGGUGUUCUUGCAUUGCACAAUUCCCUUUCCACAUUGAGUCCUAAGUAUACCAUCUUAAGUUUGAAAAUAACUGCUACAGAUGGUGAAAACCUUUCGGAUCCUAUCUUUGUCAACAUUUCAGUUGUACAUGAAAAAUCUCUUUACAAGAAUUUUACAUGUAUAGAAACCAAUGUGGCACAAAGGUUAGCUGAAAAGUUACUAAAAAAGUCUAAAGCUAGCACAAAGCUUAAAAUCGAGGAAGGUUUUAUUGACCUGUUCUCUGUCAAUCGGCAAACACCCCAGUUUGAUAAAGCUUUCCCCUCUGAUAUUGCUGUGCAGGAAGACUUACAAGUUGGCUCAAGUGUUUUAAAGGUCAAUGCAUAUGAUAGUGAUACAGGUUUCAAUGGUCAGAUUCUGUACUCUAUUUCUGAUGGAAACACUGACAAUUGUUUUAAUAUUGACUUGCAAACUGGUCUAAUCAGUAUUUUUCUGCUUUUGGACAGAGAGAAAAGAGACCACUAUAUCCUCAACCUAACCAUUUAUGAUCUUGGCUUCCCACAAAAAGCAGCUUGGCGUUUGCUUACUGUCCACAUAGUGGAUGCAAAUGAUAAUGCACCUCAGUUUUUGCAAGAAGGAUAUAGAAUAGUGAUACAUGAAAACACUGCAAUAGGCACAAGUAUCAUCCAGAUUGAGGCCACUGACAAAGAUCUUGGAGUCAAUGGUGAAAUGGUUUACUCGCUCCUGACAAGCACCUCACAAUUUAGCAUUAACUCCACUAAUGGGAUUGUUUAUGUCACUGGCCAACUAGAUCGAGAGUUGGUUCCUACCUAUUACUUAAAGAUUAAAGUUCGAGACAGUGCAGACAAAGGGAGACACAAGUUUUCAGUCACUAUUUUGAAAGUUAUUUUAGAGGAUGUGAAUGACUGUCCCCCACUAUUUAUCCCCAGUGUGUACAAAGCCAGGGCUCUGGAGGAUCUUCCGUUAGGAACUGUUGUGGCCUGGAUCGAAACCCAAGACCCAGAUCUAGGGUUGGGAGGCCAGGUUCGAUACUCGCUAGUUAAUGACCACAAUGGAUUGUUUGAUUUGGAUCGGAACACAGGAGCCAUUCGACUGAUGAAGGAACUGGACUAUGAGAUCCAGCAAUUCUACAACCUCACAGUAAAAGCCAAAGACAAGGGGAAACCAGUGUCACUUCUUUCAGUCACCUUUGUGGAGUUGGAAGUAAUCGAUGUAAACGAAAACCUCUGUGCUCCAUAUUUUUCACACUUUGCCUUAACUGGAACAAUUGAAGAGAAUGCCCCUACUGGAACUACUUUACUCCAAGUUAGUGCACAAGAUGAUGAUGCUGGUAGAGAUGGAGAGAUCCACUAUUCCAUUCGUGAUGGGAGCGGGCUUGGACGAUUUGCCAUAGAUGAGGAGACGGGGGUGAUCUACACCAUUGAUACAUUGGAUCGUGAGACCAAGGACUCUUAUUGGCUGACAAUUUAUGCCAGUGACUGUGGUGUUGUUCCCCUGUUCAGCACUAUUGAGGUGUUCAUUAAAGUGGAAGAUGUUAAUGACAAUGCCCCACUGACCUCCGAGACAUUGUUUCGAUGCUCAGUACCUGAGAAUUCUCCCCGAGAUGUUUCUGUAAUUCAAAUCCAUGCUCAGGAUCCUGAUGUUUCACCCCCUUACACUGCUGAUUGGCUAAGCUAUCGCAUUGUUAGUGGAAACCCACAAAACUUCUUUACUAUCAACUCUCGCACUGGACUGAUCACUACAACCUCACGGAAGCUGGAUCGUGAACAGAAACAGGAGCAUUCUCUGGAGGUGCUGGUAUCGGAUGGCAGUCCAAGUUCCAAGAGCAGUACAUUGUGGGUAAUCGUUUCAGUCCUAGAUGAAAAUGACAACCGACCAACUUUUCAUGAGAAGGUCUACCAAGUCAGACUUCCAGAGAGAGAGCGAAGAAAGAAGGCUGAACCUAUCUAUCGCGUGUUUGCCUACGAUCAGGACCAUGGGCUCAACAGUGAUCUCUCGUACAGCAUUGUGGAUGGCAAUGAUGAUGGAAAAUUCUACAUAGACUCCAAGACAGCUGUGGUGUCAUCACGCAAGGCCUUUGCUGCAGGAAGCUAUGACAUCCUGACUAUAAAAGCAUCAGACAAUGGGCGUCCACAGAGAUCAUCAACAGCUCGCCUGCAUAUUGAGUGGAUCCGACGACCACCACCUUCAUCUCAGCCGUUGCUCUUUGAAGAGUCAUUCUAUAAUUUUACCAUCACAGAGAAUGAAAAGGUGGCAGAGAUUGUGGGUGUGGUGUCUCUACAACGGAACCCGUUCCCUGUUUGGUUUGAUAUCACAGGGGUCAGGUCUUUCCGUGAGAUGUUCUAUCUCUUGCAGAGUGCUUGUUUCAAGAACUGUUCUUCAGAAGCAGGUGGAAACAGUGACAAUGUGUUUGAAGUAGAGAAGACAGCGGCUACUAUCAUCAUCGCCAAGCCUAUGGAUGCUGAGCAACACUCCUUCUACAACCUGACAGUGCUGGCCACAGAUGGCACCAAUAUUGCCUAUACACAGGUUUACAUUACUGUUCUGGACAGCAACGAUAAUGACCCCAUCUUCUCACAACAAGUCUAUGAGGCCAUCAUCUUGGAGGAAACACCGCCCAACACUGAAGUGGUCCAGAUAUCGGCAUCAGACCGGGAUGUGCAUCACCAGCUCACUUAUUCUCUCUACAGCUCCAUAGAUUCUAGAAGCAUGCAUCUGUUCCACAUCCACCCCACACUAGGCACAAUCUACACUACUCAAAGACUAGACCACGAGGCCUGUGCCCAACACAUUUUGACUGUUAUUGUCAAGGACCAAGAGUUUCCAUACAGAAAGAAUUUUGCUCGUGUACUGAUAGAGGUGGAAGACAUAAAUGAUCAUGCACCCUUCUUUACCAGUGCACUCUAUGAAGGCUUAGUUUAUGAAUCAGCUGCAGUGGGAUCAGCUGUAGUUCAGCUUACCGCUCUGGACAAAGAUAAAGGCAAGAAUGCUGAACUGCACUAUUUCAUUGAAGCAGGGAAUACUGGGAAUGCAUUUAAUCUUGAACCGGUUCUGGGAAUACUUCGUGUUGCACGUCACUUGGACAUAUCAAGUAUAGGACACUAUGUUGUUAGUGUCAGAGUCACUGACAAUGGCACCCCUGCACUAUCUGCUACCACAAUAGUGCGCAUAGCCAUCACUCUCUCUGACAAUUCUUGUCCAAGGUUCCAUCAACCUGAAUACCAGACUGAGAUCAGAGAGAAUGCUAUUAUUGGGACCUCUGUAACCACAAUCAGUGCUGUCAGUCAGUCUACCCUCACUUUCGACAUCAAACAAGGAAACACGGAACACGUUUUUCAAAUUAAUCAAUAUAGUGGAGUCAUUACAACUCAAAAGCCUCUUGACUAUGAGAAUAUAGCUUCUUAUACCCUUAUAGUGCAAGCCACCAACAUGGCUGGUAUGGCCUCCAAUGUUAGCCUGGUAAUUCAGAUAGUGGAUGAGAAUGACAAUCCACCUGUGUUUCAGCAGCAUCACUAUCAUGGCACUAUUUGUGAAUUAGCACCAAUCAACAGUGUGGUCUUGAAUUCAGAAAACCUACCUCUAGUAAUCAAAGCACAUGAUGCUGACUCCAACCAAAAUGCUUUGUUGGUCUACCAAAUUGUUGAGGAGACUGCAAAGUCAUUCUUCACUGUGGACUCUGUAACUGGAUCCAUUAGAACAAUUGCCAAUCUUGAUCAUGAGACAUUUUCAUCCUUCCAUUUCCAUGUUCAUGUGAGGGACAAUGGUAGGCCACAACUAACAGCAGACAGUCUAACUGAUGUGACCAUUCAAGUGAUCGACACAAAUGAUUCACCUCCUCUCUUUAAACAGAAUACUUAUAAAACUGUUCUGCUACUCCCCACCUAUGUUGGAGUAGAAGUUCUACAGGUAUCAGCUAUAGACCCUGAUACUGAUGUUCCAACAGACCUUACAUAUUCUUUGGCUGAUGGAGUGUUGGAGAAUUUUUCCAUCAAAUCCUACAGUGGGAUUGUCUUAGUCAAAAACAGUAACUUCUCCAAAGAUCUUUUUCACUUCAAUGUCAGAGUUUCAGAUGGCAAAUUUUCAAGCACUGUUCCUGUGACUAUAAUUGUCAAAGAGGCUCUGGACUCUGGUCUAAGUUUUUCCCAGAGGGUUUACAUCUCAUCCAUUAAGGAGAAUGAGUCAAAUAUCACCACAGUGGCUGUGGUCAGUGCUGUAGGAAACCGUCUCAAUGAGCCAUUGAUGCACACCAUCUUGAAUGCUGGUACAAUGUUUGAAAUUCGUCCAACAUCUGGUGUCAUCCAAACCACAGGAAUACCCUUUGAUCGAGAAGAACAGGACCUCUAUGAACUGAUUGUAGAAGCAAGACGGGAACAUGAUCAUCAGCAUGUGGCCAGAGUUCUGGUUAAAGUUCAAGUUGAAGACUUAAAUGAUAAUUCCCCUGUGUUUGUUGGACUUCCAUAUUAUGCAGCUGUUCAAGUAGAAGCUGAGUCCGGAUUACCAAUUUUCAGAGUCUCUGCAGUGGAUGCUGACAAAGGUAUUAAUGGAAAGGUGACAUACUUUCUCAAAGAUGAUCAUGGCCACUUUAAGAUUGACCAACAGACAGGUACCAUUAGCCUCAAGAGGACUUUUGAGUCAGAUUUGUCCAAUGUGGAGUACCAAAUAGUGAUACAUGCCAAAGAUUGUGGUGAUCCUCCCCUGUCAUCUAGCAUUACCUUUCCCAUCACUGUAGUCAACAAAGCCAUGCCUGUCUUUGACAAAUCAUUUUACUUUGUUUCUGUGAAUGAGGAUGUGGAUGUACACACACCAAUUCUGGGCAUCAAUGCCACCAGUCCUGAUGGAAAAAACAUAAUCUACACUAUUGUUGAUGGCGAUGCAUUUCUCCAGUUUAGUAUUGGGUUUGAUACCGGAGUUAUAAGUGUAAUUAAUUCAUUAGACUAUGAAGAAACGGCAUGUUAUCGCCUGACCAUCAGAGCUACAAACUACCUAACCGGCUCCCAUGCAGAAGUUGAUGUAGAUAUUUUGGUCCAAGACAUAAAUGAUAACGCACCUGUCUUUAAAGAGAUAUCCUACAGGAUUGUUUUGUCUGAAACUGUUAUGAUUGGGACUCCAGCCCUUCAAGUUGUUGCCACAGACAAGGACUCAGAGAAGAACAAUGUUGUUGCCUAUCAGAUAUUCUCCAAAGAGCAUAACAGCACAGAUUAUUUUCACAUUGAUAGUAGCAGUGGAUUGAUCCUUACAGCACGAAACCUAGACCAUGAGCUUGUAUCAGAGUAUGACUUUAUCGUCCGGGCCACAGAUAAUGGUUUUCCAUCAUUAUACUCUGAAGUACCAGUGUUGGUUCUGCUAAAAGAUAUGAAUGACAAUCCUCCAGUUUUUAGCCAGCUUCUCUAUGAGGCAUAUGUGAGUGAGUUAGCACCAAAAGGACACUUUAUAACCUGUGUUCAAGCCUCAGAUGCUGAUCGUUCAGAUUUUGACAAGUUGGUGUACAGCAUUUUGUCAGGAAAUGAAAAAAUGGAUUUUGUCAUGGAAAGAAAAACGGGAAUCAUCAUGUUGUCCAGCCAUCGCAGGCAAAGAAUGGAGGCUGCUUACAGCCUCAACGUUUCCGUUUCUGAUGGAGUUUUUACCAGCACAGCUCAAGUUCAUAUUAAAGUUUUUGGGGCCAAUCUGCACAAUCCAGUGUUUGAACAGAAUACGAUUGAGGCAGAGUUGAAAGAGAAUGCUCCUGUGGGAACAAAUGUAAUUCAGGUGAGGGCAAUGGACACAGACCCUGGAGUAUUUGGCCACGUAACUUAUUCAUUUGUUAAUGAUGUUGGUAAUGACCUGUUUAGCAUUGAUGCUCGAGGUCAAAUAAGCACAACAGAAAAACUUGACCGUGAGGACCCUUCCAACUUGGACAUAGUUCUUACAGUGGCCGCUCAGGAUCCAGGAGGGCGUGUUUCCUAUUGCACAAUACAGCUUACUAUCUUAGAUGUAAAUGAUAAUGCACCCCAGUUUAGUGCCACAGAGUACCGAGCAACACUCAAAUUUGAUGUGCCCAAGGGGUUCUUGAUAACACAGAUUCAGGCUAUUGAUCCUGAUUAUGGCACUAAUGCCAAGAUAACAUUUUCACUUUACAGUGAGGCACGGGUCCCUGUAGCAGACAUUUUGGACAUAGACCCAGAGAGUGGUUGGAUGGUAACCAAAGGCAGCUUCAGCCACUUAAGAAACUCAAUUUUAUCCUUUUUCGUAAAGGCUGAAGAUGGAGGAAAUCCAGUUAGACACUCUUUGGUUCCUGUUUACAUUCAUGUUCUGUCUCCUGAAGCUUUUUUUCCUGACUUCAGUCAGCACCAUUACUCAUUUAGCAUACCUGAGAAUACACCCAUAGGUUCAGUCAUUGGGAGGGUUCACGUCAAGAUUCCUCCUGGAUACAACCCAUCUUUACUUAGCUUUACCAUAGUUAAUGGAGAAAAUAGUGAAAACAACCUAGAUGGGGUAUUUUUAGUAGAAAAACAUACAGGGGUGAUUAAACUUGAUAAGCCCUUGGAUCAUGAGGUAAUGAAAGGAUUUAACUUCAAAAUCACUGCUACUGCGCACCAGAAUAAGUUGGAUGCUGUGACUUGUGUUGAUGUGGAGGUCAAAGUUUUAGAUCUUAAUGACAAUAAACCAUCCUUCGACACCAACUCUUAUGUGGCAACUGUUAUGGAAGGAAUGACAGUUGGAACCAGCAUUAUUCAGGUCAAAGUUUACGACCCGGACUCAGGAGCCAAUGGUCAAGUAACAUACAGGCUUGGGACAUCAAUACAAGAAGAGGAAAAGUCUAAAACAUUAGAACAAACUUUUAGCAUAGACAGUAAUACCGGCUGGAUUGUUUCAUGCAAAGAACUCGACCAUGAGUCCAAUCCCUCCUACAUAUUCACAGUGGUAGCAUCAGACCUUGGAGAGACCCUGACUUUUUCCAGUACCAGCACUGUGACAGUGGCAGUGACAGACAUCAAUGACAACCCCCCCAUAUUCAUGGAGAACCAUUACUUCAGUUCAGUUCAGGAGGGUGUCCCCCCAGGCGAGGUGGUGGCUGUGCUGAAUACAAAGGAUAAUGACAGCUCUGCUGUUAAUCGCCAUGUCACCUAUGUCAUAACUGGUGGGAAUUACAGAGGUGUAUUUGCACUCGGCUUGGUUCAAGGUGAAUGGAAGAUGUAUGUAAAAGGGCCAAUGGACAGAGAGGAGCGCAACCUUUACAUCAUCAAUGUCACUGCAAGUGAUGGACUUUUUGUUUCCCACACAAUUGUGGAGGUGACGGUGAUAGACACCAAUGACAACAACCCCAUUUGUGACCAGGUGGUAUAUACAGCCAGCAUUCCAGAGGACCUCCCAAUAAACAGUGUGUUGCUGAGGGUUGGCGCUACAGAUGCAGACACAGGCAGCAACGCUCAGCUCAAGUACUCUCUAUAUGGUACUGGAUCCCAGGACUUCAGCAUGGAUCCAUACACAGGGGAAAUCAAGUCAGCAGUAAUGCUCGACCAUGAGAUCAAUCCUAACUACAGAAUAAUUGCUAAAGCAACUGACGGUGGAGGACGCUGGUGUCAUGCUGAAGUGCUGGUGGUGGUGACAGACGUGAAUGACAACCCGCCACUUUUCACGCUGUCAGAGUACCUUACCGCUGUGUAUGAAGAUACUCCAGUAAAGGCUCUGCUCACUCGCAUCCAUGCUAUAGAUCCAGAUGAAGCAGGUCCAGGUCGCAUGGUGGUCUAUUCCCUGGUUGACUCUGCUGGAGGUUUUUUCUCCAUUGAUAAGUUCACAGGCAUAAUAAUCCUGGAGCACAUUCUUGACCGUGAAGUCCAGUCAACUCAUCACAUAACCGUGUGUGCAUCUGAUCAGGGUUUGCCUCUGCCUCUCUACUCACUGGUCAACAUCACAAUUACUGUGCUUGACAUUAAUGACAACCCACCUGUUUUUGAGCGCCGUGAUCAGCUGGCAACAGUUCCAGAGGAUGUGGGAGUUGGCACUGAAAUUCUGAGAGUAUAUGCUGCCAGCAAAGACAUUGGGACAAAUGCUGAGAUCACCUACAGCAUCAGAUCAGGCAACGAGCACAAGAACUUCUACAUUCAUCCGCUGACAGGUGCCAUUUUAGUCACCAACCCUUUGGACUAUGAGACCUGCAAGGACUACUUCCUAACAGUUGAGGCCCGUGAUGGGGGAACUCCACCUUUGAGCGCCAUUACUACACUGAACAUAAACUUAACAGAUGUUAACGAUAAUGCUCCAGUGUUCAGCCAUGACCUUUACACUGCUGUGUUACCUGAAGAUUCCACAACUGGACAGUUUGUAGUCCAGCUGGUAGCAGAAGAUGCUGAUAGUGGUCUGAAUGGAGCCAUCCUCUACUCCAUUUUCAGCGGAGACCAGGAGAACGAGUUCUUCAUUGACCCUAUAAGGGGUAUAAUAAAGGUCAACAAGCCACUGGACCGUGAAACAGUUCCGAGAUACUCACUUGCUGUGAGAGCACUCGAUACUGGAACCCCACCAAUGUCGUCCACUGCAGUAGUCAACAUAGAGAUCUCUGACAUCAAUGACAACUCACCCACCUUCUUCCCAUUAAACCUUACUGCUGUCAUACAGGAAAACAAGCCCAUUGGCACCAAAAUCCUGCAGCUGUCAGUCAUCGAUCAGGACUCUUCGCAAAAUGGUCCACCUUUUUCCUUCAGCAUCCUAUCUGGAAAUGAUGGCAUGGAGUUUGAGUUGGAGACAGACGGGACACUGGUGGCAAAUCAAGUCUUCAGAAGAGACAUAGCCAAGGAUUAUGUUCUUCAGAUACAGGUGUCGGACUCUGGCAAGCCUCCUAUGUCCUCCUUCUCGAACCUCACUGUUCGAGUGAUUGAAGAGAGUCUUCAUCGGCCAGUAGCAUUUCCAUUGGAAAUUCAUAUUGUCACUAUGGAGGAUGAGUUUCCUGGUGGUGUAAUUGGGCAGCUCCAUGCCACCGAUGGUGAUCCUUAUGAUGCACUAAUUUUCGGACAUGCCGCACCCUUCCAGCGCAGUCUAUUUAAGAUCAGUCCCCAUGAUGGAAAGAUCAUUGCUCUCAGUGGGUUGGAUGCCGGUGAAUACUUUCUCAAUGCCAGUGUUAGUGAUGGCCGCUUUAGCGUACCUGUUUCUGUGAGCGUGCAUGUAGAGCAAGCAACACCUGAGAUGCUACGUGAUGCUGUGACAGUGCGCUUUGAAAGUGUAGCGCCACAAGAUUUUGUAGCAUUAUACCUAAAGAAUGUGUUGAAGGUUAUGCAGCAGGCUGCCACAUCCCAACAGCAUGACACACUCCACCUGCUUAGUCUGCAACCAGUUGGUGGGACACAACAACUAGACCUGCUUGUGUCAGUAGAAACAGCAGGAGGGGGUUAUUACAAGGCAGCUUACCUCACUCAGAAACUUAGCACUUCACGUCAGAAACUGGAGGAUGUUCUUAGAGUAUCUGCUAUUCUCGAUAAAAACUGUUCAGGUUUAGAGUGUCGUGGAGCACAAUGUGAACAAAGUAUCAUUCUGGAUUCACACAACUUGGCUACAUACAGCACUCCUCGAGUCAGUUUUGUCUCACCUCGCUUCCACCGGACCUCACGCUGUACAUGCCAUGAUGCCAGUUGUGCAAUUCUGGUUGAACAGUGUGAAGAACAGUUGUGUCCACCAGACAUGCAAUGUGUUUCAGUAGAGGUCACUAGAGGGCGCUAUGCAUGCCAGUGUCCACGAGGCAAACUGGGAGAAUGUGCAGGUCAUUCGUCUCUGAGUUUCUCAGGCAACAGCUAUAUAAAAUACAGGCUGUCCAACCAGCUGCAGAAGGAGAUGAAACUUACCUUGAGGAUCAGGACUUUGCAGAGCCGAGGAAUCAUCAUGUAUAUGCACAAUGAGCGCUGCGUUAUUCUCAAGUUAGAGGAAGGAAAGCUAUGGUUUCAGCUGUCCUGUGCCCCUCUCCUGAGUGGAGGUGCUGAAGGUCCUGACAUGUUGGGGCCUGCUGGACGUCGCAUCAAUGAUGGCAAUUGGCACACUGUGGGGUUGGAGCUGAAUCACAAUUUCAGUAGCCUGGCACUAGACGACAGCUAUAUUGAGCAACGGCAUCCGCCAUCCUUAAUACAAACAUUACCUCCAGAUCGAACAUUCUACUUUGGAGCACUGGUACAGCCCCCACACUCGCGUAGUCUUGUGGUCUCCCAAAAGGACCUGCAGGUGCAUGAGGGAUUCCAAGGAUGCCUUGAUUCAGUCAUGCUGAAUAAUAGAGAGCUGCCUCUGCAGAACAAACGCUCACAGUAUGCAGAAGUAGUGGAACUGACAGAGCUGAAGCUUGGCUGCAUUCUCUACCCUGAUGCAUGCCAACAUCAACCCUGUCGCAAUGGUGCCACUUGUACCAGUCUGCCCUCUGGUGGGUUUACAUGUAGUUGUAAUGCCCAAUUCACUGGAGGUAGCUGUGAGAUGGAGAUCACUGUGUGUGUUCCCAAUCCCUGUCAAAACAAUGGUGUGUGUAAACCCAUCGGCAAAGCAUUCCUCUGCAGCUGCAGGAGAGGCUUCAGGGGCCUUAUGUGUGAGGAAGAUGUGAAUGAAUGUGACCGAAACAAUCCUGAGGGUGAAUGUGAGAAUGGAGGCACCUGCAUCAACACUCCCGGCUCCUUCUACUGUAACUGUACACCUGGCUUUGUGGGACAACGCUGCACUUUACGACCCGUUGUUGUCCCGGACAUGCAGGCUGGUCAUGCUGUGGUUGGCAAGGAGGAGCUGAUUGGCAUUACUGCAGUGCUUUUUGUCAUUAUCAUCCUUAUUGUUCUCUUUAUUGCUUUUCGCAAGAAAGUUUUUAAUAAAAACUACUCAAGGAACGAUCUAUCUCUGGUUCAGGACCCAGCCACUGCAGCACUUCUCAACAAAGCCAGUUGUAUUCCAUUAAAGACUUUACACUGCACACCUGAAGACCACCAAACCCUGUACUCAGACUCAGGUAUACAACCAAACUUUGUGGGAGGGGUUGGUGUAAUUGGACCUCCACAGGUCCCAGUAAGACCCAUGGCAUACACACCUUGUUUCCAAGGAGACCCACUCGAGAAACUAGAAAAGCUGUCGGAGAAACAUACUGGGGAGCACACUGAAAAGAGCACCUUUCACCCUGAAUCACCAAGAAUCCUCUCUGGAACCAUAAGGAGAGGAGUGGUGGUGUGCAGCGUGGCCCCCAACCUCCCACCAGCCUCACCUUGUCGCUCAGACUGUGACUCCAUAUGCAAGAGCCCUUUGGCCAGUGAUGAGGAUAAAGUGGUCAAUGUAGCAGAGGGGGACACAUGUUUCUCAAGUAGCAACCAACACAGUAACUUAGAGGCCCAGUCUCUGAGUUCCUUUCAGUUGGAUUCCUGUGAGGAUAAUGCCUCCAUUGUGACUGUCAUUCGACUGGUCAAUGAUGCAGUUGACACAAUCGAAAAUGAAGUGUCAGUUAUGGAUGAAGGUGAAACCUACAAGAGAGCUUACCACUGGGACACAUCCGACUGGAUGCCAAGUACAAGGCUAGCAGACACUGAAGAAAUGCAGAACUUCACGUCACCCCCAGACAGCGACAUCGUUGGCUUGGACGCUACUCCAGGAGGAUCCACACAUGAGCUGGAGUCAGAUUACUACUUGGGAGGUUAUGAUGUUGACAGUGAUUACCCCCCUCCACAUGCAGAGGUGUUCUUAAGUCAAGAUCAGCUUCCUCCUCCACUCCCUGGAGGUGGGGACUGCCCUGGACCAUACACACCUCUGCUUUGCAAUGUGCCCAUUUCCAUGGAGACCAUAUUGAACACAAGUAGCACAAGGCAUCAGGAGACCAGGCCACACUUCCACCCCAGCCAUUAUCUACCCUCCCACCAUCUGCCGACUGGGAAUGUGCCCCACAGAGACUUAAGUACACCGUUGGAGCAGGUAUCUCCAGUAAAUGGGGACUUUGCUGUCUCAUUAAAUAUGCACCCAUCAGUUGGUACAUCAUCAACAUGUCAUAUAUCCACCCCCUGUGUUCUGGACUCUGGACCUGGUAGCAGUUGUGAAGGCUUGAGUGAGGUUUGCAGAGGGGUGACCAUUAUCACUGAUUCACAGCAGCAGACUGAAGUUUGAUAAUCUAACAGAUAGUUUGGGGUAUAGAAAAGACCCAAAGAAGCAUGCCAGGGUUACUGCGAUAAAAUGUCCUACAGGAAUUAAUCUUUCAAUUACAUCAAAUAGGAAUGACUAUAAAAAAACAUAGCACAAUUACUCACCUUCUGUGUAGUUGGGUAGAGAGGGGGCUGUGUGUGUUUUGGGGAGAAGACAUGUUUGGGUACUGGUCCUGAAAUCAGAACAUAAACAUCUGCCAAUAUCUGAAUCUUUCUACCCACAAUUGUUUAGCUUGAGCAUUAAUUUUGUUGGUGCUACUGAAUCUACUGAACUGGUUGCUGUGGUUUCCUAAAUGCUCCAAGACAAAGCAAACCCUAGUAAAUGAUGGUAUUGGCCUCCACCUUCAGGAGAAAACCACAUGGUAACCUUUAACAAGCCUUAUGACUGCAGAUAGUCUUUUUUAUAUCAAUUUUGGCAACAAAAUGUUCUGUCACGAUGAGGUUGAAGACAAUUAGUCUGCUACCCACAGUUCGAUAGAAAAGAAGAGUUGACUUUUUAGUAGAAACAAGACUAAGCAAAGCUAUAAUUAUGUUAAACUCUCUACAACAUCUCUGUUAACAUUCAUCAUUGUUAGCACAGCUCAGUAAAUAAUUAAUUCCAUUCAAUUCAGUUUAUUUACAGUAUCAAUUCACAAGACAUGUCUCAAGGCACCUUACAGGAAAAAAAGUAAACUCAAUAUACAGAUGGAUUCCAAGUCAGUUACAUUCUAGUUUGAUCCUAGUUAUCAAAAAGUUGGAUGAGCACAUAGCAAACAGUGGACAUUAGCUUGCAUCAUGUCCUUGUCUUUGCAGCAAUCCCUUAUACUGAUCAUGCAUGUAGCAACAGUGGAGAUUUAAU